This is a messenger RNA of Culex pipiens pallens (northern house mosquito), 1531 nucleotides long. RefSeq names its product ELMO domain-containing protein 2. Gene Ontology annotation, molecular function: GTPase activator activity. The record is from RefSeq and is a predicted model, not a curated record. NCBI's taxonomy places the organism in Eukaryota, Metazoa, Arthropoda, Insecta, Diptera, Culicidae. The transcript is spliced from 3 exons. Bases 402 to 1364 code for a protein of 320 amino acids.
CCAAACUGAGGAGGAGAUGGUAGGGGUAGCUGUGAGGUGAGCUGGGUUGUUUUCUGGGAGGGUGGUAAACAAACGAAUUCUAGUCAGGCCAGCUAGCUGAACGUUCAACAAAAUUUAAUAUUGCGUGAUUCAAUUUGAGCAUUUUAAAUUGGUUUGAAACUACGUGUUUUUGUUUAAAUAAAGAAAAUCCUUGAAGAUUUUAUUCAAUACAUUUUAACACAUUUUUGGAAAGAUUCUGGCAAUUCACGCGUCAUGCGCAUUGCGCCUCAGCUAGAAUAGAACAAAAAGUCGGUCAUCCUCAGUAGUUAUGGGAAUGUAACCACGUAAACAGUUUGUUCAAUAGUCGCCAGUACACUUGUCUCAACAAUACAAUAGUUUGCCUCUCGAAAGAACCCUGGACGAUGUUACCACCAGCCAGCAGCACAAAGAUGGUCUUCAAAGUGUUCAACUUUUUCUACUUCCUGGCGCGGCCACUGCUCAAGUGGUUCCUGCAUCGCUUCACGAACCUUUGCGAGUUGCAGCGGAUAUGCUACGGCUGUGCCCCGGGCGCACUCCGCACCCGCAAGGUCCAGAUGUCGCUGGAACUGUCCCGGAAGCCACGCAUCAAGCAGAUGGUGAUGAUCCUGAACGAGCUGGUUAGCCACGAGGUGGACGAAACGUUUCUGAAGGAUGAAAUCCACGGCCGUGCUAUUGCGACGGUGCUGCAGGUGAAGAAAAUCAACCCAAAAGUCCACGUGGACUUUCCGCGGUCGUUCGGCACGUGCGCCGAAAAGAUCUGGGGCUACAAGCGGCUGUUCUGGCUGGUGGAACAGCUGCGGAGUACUCAGUAUGACUGCGAGAAUGACGAGCACGAGCGGAAGCUGCUCUGCCUGUGGAAGCUGCUGGCCGGACCGGAGGAAAGCCUGGAGGGCCGGGUGACGAACCAGUGGCAAAGCAUUGGGUUUCAGGGAGACGACCCGAAGACGGACUUUCGCGGGAUGGGCAUCCUCGGGCUCGACAACCUGCUCUACUUUGCUCAGGAGUACAAUGGGACGGCGCGGCACCUGCUCUCACACUCGCACCAUCCAACGCACGGGUACUUUUUCGCCAUCGUUGGCAUCAAUCUCACCUCGAUGGCGUACCACCUGUUGAAGUCGGGGGCGGCGAGGAUCCACUUUUACAACCAGUCCCGGCUGACGGUGGACAUGUUCCAUCAGUUUUACUGCUACCUGUUCUUCGAGUUCGAUCGGUACUGGGUGGAGUGUAAGCCGAAGAGCAUAAUGGACUUUAGCUGGAUCCAGAAGAACUUUGAGGAGAAUGUGAGGAAGAUGCUGACCAACGAUAGCUGCAGUUUCAAGAUGAAUUUGUCGGUGGAAAAUGUUUAAUGGUUUUUUAGAAAUAAUAUUGAACCUGCCGCGCUUAGCUUUUAUUCUAAAACAAGUGGCUUAAAGAUUGUGUUCUUGACCUCGGUGGAAUGUUAGAUUAGGAAAAUGUGUGAUUUAGUUAAAAUUUUAAUUUGAAACUGCACGUUUGAAAAAUAAACAUGCUUUGC